Molecule: messenger RNA, 525 nt
Organism: Trypanosoma conorhini
Lineage: Eukaryota; Euglenozoa; Kinetoplastea; Trypanosomatida; Trypanosomatidae
Exons: 1
Coding region: 1-525 (174 amino acids)
Source: RefSeq, a predicted model, not a curated record
AUGCUCUUCUGUGCCCGCCGCCUUCUUGCGGAGGUGACGACCAUCAACAGCAGCACCGCCUCGGCCAGCGGGCGUCUCAUUCGCAUCCGCAAGAAAUCCAAGUGGAUCGACCGGCGCAGCAAGCGUAUUCCGCACGGUGGGAAGGAUGUUUGGCUCUUUGGCGAGCAGCCGAGCUGUGCGCUCUGCCACGUGCGGUUCCGCUUCAAGCAGGACUACGAGGCGCACAAGGAGAGUGAGCUGCACCAAAACCGGGUGCGAUGGGUGGAGACAAUGAAGUGGUGGAGCGAGGUCGGCGAGCCGCAGCACCUGCAGCACCACGCGGCGGAGUGGGAGUGGUUUGAGCAGCACGUGCUUCCGAAGAAGGCGGCUGCCAUGGGAGUUCCUCUCGAGGAGGCGGCGCGACACUUUCGUCGUGCGACGAUGCUGGAGACCCCAAACUGGCACGGCCGGCUGCAGCCGCCCAGCGCACGCUCAGAGAUCAAGGAGCCUCGGGAUCAGCGCUGGCCGGCGUCGCCAAAGUGGUAG